UUAGCUCUGAUGAAAGCAUUAUAAAAUACAUAACGCUAUAGUCUGAACUGGUGAGACUGUUUAGUGACGGCUCUAACGGUUCGCAGUCGUGCGAUAUUAGCGAAAUGCUGGCUAGCUAGUCAAGGAUGUCUACACUCUUUCCGUCCUUGUUCCCUCGCAUGACCGACUCUUUGUGGUUUAACCUGGACCGACCAUGUGUGGAUGAAACUGAACUCCAGCAGCAAGAGCAGCAGCAUCAAACCUGGCUCCAGAGUAUUGCAGAAAAGGAUAACAACUUGAUGCCCAUUGGGAAGCCUGUCUUUGAGACAUUUGAGGAGGAGGAGGAGGAGGAUGAUGAAGACGAAGAAGACAGCGAGGAAGACUCGGAGGAUGAUGAAGACAUGCAGGACAUGGAUGAGAUGAAUGACUACAACGAGUCUCCAGAUGACGGGGAAAUCAAUGAGGUUGAUAUGGAAGGGGCUGACCAGGAUCAGGACCAGUGGAUGAUAUAGAGUAGUUCUGUCAUUCUCUCAAGUGUUUUUUAAGCUGGGAGCCUGACCCACUGCAUUUACUUGAAUGUUUUCAAUGGCCUUUGCUAGGAUACUGUGCUUUUCCACUGUCCAAAGUACAUGUUUACCAGGUUAUAAUGCUAAGUGGGAUACUGCACGACUGCAGCACUUAUCUCUGCUGUAACUACAGCAUUAAAGACAGAUUAUUGUGCACUGAGGUUAUGUCUGCAGUAGCAGACUGAAAAAUGAACUCUGUCCUUUUACUGUUAUACCACUCGUUGAUAUUGUAAUUGAAGAUGAACUUUGAACCAGGUCAUACCUUUUUUUCAAGAAAAUCCGGAUGUCCUUGUGCCCUCUUAAGGAAAAUGUUAAACUAUUUGUGACGAGCAAAAGUCAGCUGAUACACUAGCCACGUUACACUUGUAUCAUGUAAAAACUGGGCACCUUGGUGCUAUGUAAAUAUCAAUUUGUUCUUAUCAAGAACAGCGGAAAAUGAACAUUUUAUUAAAUAUGGUAGUGUCAAAUAAACCAAAAUGUACUUCAUCCAGUUGUCUUUAAUGACAGUUUAAAGUAUUUAUCCAUCACAGAGCAUAUUUAACACGUUUUAGUUUUACAGUGCCCUAUGAACGUUAAUAAAGGAAUCUGUAAAAUUUU
Brienomyrus brachyistius is the source of this 1142-nucleotide messenger RNA. It is a transcript of the gene anapc15, whose product is annotated as anaphase promoting complex subunit 15. Bases 126 to 491 code for a protein of 121 amino acids. The transcript is spliced from 5 exons. The record is from RefSeq and is a predicted model, not a curated record. Gene Ontology annotation, cellular component: anaphase-promoting complex. Gene Ontology annotation, biological process: regulation of mitotic cell cycle spindle assembly checkpoint. Lineage: Eukaryota; Metazoa; Chordata; Actinopteri; Osteoglossiformes; Mormyridae.